Hypoxylon trugodes is the source of this 2684-nucleotide messenger RNA. Its product is annotated as alpha/beta-hydrolase. The transcript has 6 exons. Bases 539 to 2443 code for a protein of 634 amino acids. The record is from RefSeq and is a predicted model, not a curated record. NCBI's taxonomy places the organism in Eukaryota, Fungi, Ascomycota, Sordariomycetes, Xylariales, Hypoxylaceae.
UCAAAGUGGAGUACAAUAUAAGGGCACAGGUAAGUGAAAGAAGUUGAAGCUUCUUACUGCUGUUUGAAAUUGAAAUGAAGCCAAACCUUAAUGAUUUCAGCAUUAUGCUCUUUUAAACUCUAAUAAUAUGACGAUCAUUAACUCUCCCAACUUUUCUCCUUAACCUCUUUUUCGCUCUCCUUAUCUCCUAAUCGUCAAUUUUCUUCAAGGGGUGUUGAAGAAACACCCAUUUUCUCUCUAUAUCUGUUUUUGUCUCUGUUAAGCUUAGCUUGCUCCGAUCCUUAUUCCCAUGUGACAUCACCAUAAAUACUACCUACGUCUAGAGCUAAUUCCUUCGAUCGCGAAUAUUCAAAUCUUACUCGGGACCCCGAUUUCGAUAUUUACCACUUUACCACUUGGUACCUUUUAGACGAAGAACUCGCAAGAUUAGUUUAAAUAGAAGAUGACCGCCUCGUCGCGAUAGCGCUGCGCUAAGCUUGUAUCGAACUUCUCCUAUCCCUACUUGAGCUAAGCGGUGGACAAACAUAACGAGAUCAAGAUGCCGCUACCAUUUCUCGGCCGAUUGGAUAUCGUUGAAUAUGUCGCCCUCGUGGGUUCGUUUCUGCUUGUCGGCCUCGAAGCGAUCAUCCGCGUAUUGACACUAGCUUUACCCUCGUCUUUAAUAAAUCUCUUUUACCGAGCUUCGCGACAAUUAUUUAACCGACUAACAUCGCCGGCGCAAAAAAGAGCUGAGCAGAGAAGGAAAUCGAUAUCGACGUCGAUUCGAAAUGCCUCCGAUUUCGUAGAUCUCUGUGCCACAUUUGGCUACACGGCCGAGGAACACGUACUGCAAACCAAAGAUGGUUAUCUACUUGGAAUACAUCGUUUAGCAUGGAGAAAAGGUGAAGAGGACGUGAAAGUAAAUGAUGGACCCAACAGCGUUAAGAAACGAGUCGUCUAUCUUCAUCAUGGUCUUCUCAUGAAUAGCGAAGUUUGGGUUUGCCUUACUGAUGCACAGAGAACCUUGCCUUUCGUAUUAGUCGAAAGGGGCUUCGAUGUUUGGCUGGGCAAUAACCGUGGGAACAAAUACUCAAAGAAGUCGAUUAAAUAUUCGCCAACUUCUAUCGAAUUUUGGAACUUCUCGAUCGAUGAAUUCGCUUUUCACGACAUUCCGGAUUCUAUCAACUACAUUCUGGAAACCACGAAGCAGCCAUCUUUAUCCUACAUUGGUUUCUCUCAAGGGACUGCGCAAGCUUUCGCUAGCUUGGCCAUACACCCUAAGUUAAAUGAGCAGGUCAACGUUUUCAUUGCUUUAGCUCCGGCUAUGGCACCCGCGGGUCUUAAUAAUGGCAUUGUGGAUGCUCUCAUCAAAGCUUCGCCUCAAGUACUCUUCCUUCUUUUUGGUAGGCGCUCAAUUCUUAGCUCCGCUACAAUGUGGCAGUCUAUUUUGUAUCCGCCUAUUUUCAUAAAAGUCAUUGAUAUGGGCAAUGACUUUCUCUUUGGCUGGAAGAGUAAAAAUAUCUCAGUCAGCCAGAAACUCGCUGCUUAUCCGCACUUAUAUUCAUUUACUAGCACCAAAUCGGUGGUUCACUGGUUCCAGAUCAUCAGGAACCAGGCAUUUCAGAUGUACGACGACGAUGUGCAGACACCCUUGCCGCUUAACACAUCGAGCAAGUACACGAAAGUCGCCAAGUAUCCAACUCGCAAUAUCAGGACGCCUGUUGUUCUAGUCUAUGGAGGUAGUGACUCCCUAGUCGAUAUUAAGGUCAUGAUGAAAGAGUUGCCUAACCGAACCGUGGCUACCGAAAUACCCCAUUAUGAGCAUCUCGACUUUCUCUGGGCUCGUGAUGUAGACGUUCAAGUUUUCCCUCACGUUUUCGACGCCUUAGAAAAUUUCCGCGACGCCGAACAUUCGUUAGAAGAAUUCGAAAGCUAUCAGCAAGCACGUAAUAUUAGCUUAUCAACUUCAAAUUCCUUUAAACAACCAAGAGAACUAAAUGGUGGUAGUACGCACCGUAAUAGUGAUGCGCUCGAAUCCGACUCGGCAUCUGUUUUGUCUAAUGGGCAACAGGAGAACAAUGUCGAGUCGAUAGCGAGCGUGCAACACAAAGCGCAAGAGGAUCCCAUGAACUAUUUCGAACUCACGCCGGAAGCCAAAAAGCCAACGAGCGCAGUGAAAGCUCAUCGCCAGGUCCAUCCCAUCAAUACGAUCGUCGAAGACAUGCAGAGUCCGACGCCGGAGAGACCCAGCUCAAGAGGCCAGGACGGCGGAAGCGAUUCACCCGGUCCUCCGACUCCCAGUCCAUCGACACAGAACCGAUAUCGCAGGCGCGGGAGCGCCGCCAGCAAUCUCAGUUUAGAUUCAAUGAAAGGAGGACGCGGCAUCAAGAUCGGCACUGCGAAGCCCACGACAGGCAGCAGCAGCGAUGAGGGUCGGAGGCAUUCUAAAUUUGAUCGCCAAUAGCUUUCCCAAGCCAUUAGACUAGGUGUACAUAAAAUUGGCGCACUGGAUAAAUCGGCGUUUGUCAACAAAAGGAUAUGGAUGGCGGAUAGACUUUGUCCUUUACCUACGUACAUAUUAGAAGUAUUAGUCGCAGUACAUAUUUACCCAUCGGAGAUCCUGCAAGUCAGGGAACUUGCACAAAGAUUGUUGGAGUGCAAAACGGUGUAUAUAGUUUUUUUUAUUACAAACUACAAUGUUAAGC